AUGAAUAAAAGCAACAGCCUCUUCGUGCCAUCCAGCGGUUUGCCCGAUCUUAAACUCAUCAACGUGUUUCACCUCGGUGGUCAAAGCAAUUCUACUUGGAUAUUCGAAUAUUUCACUCCAAACGAACACUUACGGAAAAGCGUUUUGCUAAGCGGAACCGAUAUUACUUCCGCUCAAGAAACAUGGAGACAUCAGACGGAUCCGUUACAAGCCGGUGAAUACGGUAGUAACCAGGAGUCUAUAUCCCCAUAA
Messenger RNA from Aspergillus niger, 252 nucleotides. RefSeq lists its product as uncharacterized. The record is from RefSeq and is a predicted model, not a curated record. The transcript has 2 exons. Lineage: Eukaryota; Fungi; Ascomycota; Eurotiomycetes; Eurotiales; Aspergillaceae. Bases 1 to 252 code for a protein of 83 amino acids.